UGUUGAUUAACGGUUACACUUAUAAAUUGAACCCAAGUUAAUUUAAGAGCAUUUUUCAAUUGGAUUGCAAGUUUCGCACAAGUGCUUUUUUGUAAAAGUGGGAUUUCAUCAUGAAAAUUUAAAAUCGCAUCAUCGUAUAAUUGAUAGCCGAGACUUGUGUUCCAGUUGAAAAUUGAUGCCAAAUCGUUUGAGUAUGCUCUAGUACGUGCUCGAUAAGAGCGAGGAUCUAGUUGCUACUAUCAGAGUGUCACACAAACGAGACGUUUACAAAUCAAAAAAAUGGUUUCCAAUCAAAGCAUAUCGCGAGCAGUGUAUGUUUUAGGCAUUUUAUUAUUAGUUCAAAGUCAAAUAUCACAAGCUGACAACAGUUGGGACACACAGUGGCAAUAUGAACCAAAGUGCGAUAAAAACGAUACAGAUGUUGAGUGUUUAAUCAUGCACAUGGACGCAUCAAACUUCAUCAACUUAACAAUAACCAAUUUAAACGUAACUGAAUUGAAAAACAAAGACGCAAAAAUUCGCAUUGUUAGUACUGCCGAUCUGUUACAAGUGUCAAAAGAAAUUCCAUUGAAUGAAAUCAAUGAAGGCGUAUGGAAAGGAUCGUUCGAAAUUUUUGCGAGUUUUAUUGGAAAAGCAAAUAUUUAUGUAGAAAUUGUUAAACACAGUGAUGGUGCCAAUGUAACCGAACAAUCCAAAAAAUUACUCGUGGUCAUUGUCAGGCCAGAAAGAUGGAUUGAUACACUCUUCAUCAUAUCCGUUGCAACACUAGUAUCCAUGUUGUAUAUCAACUUUGGUGCAGCGUUGGAUUUAAGAAAGGUUUCAGGUGUUUUGAAGAAACCAAUUGGACCGGCCAUCGCAUUCUGUUGUCACUUUUUAUUUUUGCCAUUGUCAAGUUAUGUGAUCGGAUUGUUGCUAUUUCCUUCCAAUGCUGAAAUGCAACUUGGCCUAUUUUUCACUGGAGCCAGUCCCGCUGGUGGAGCGAGCAAUACAUGGACCGUAAUACUUGGUGGCAAUCUCGAUGCAUCUAUUACGAUGAGUACAACAAGCACAUUGUCGGCAUUCUUAAUGACGCCUUUGUGGAUAUUUACUCUCGGCAAAACGAUUUUUGAUCGUGGAAAUUUAAAAGUGCCGUACGGUCAAAUUGCUUCUUCCGUCUUUAGUUUGAUCAUUCCGCUUUGUAUUGGAUUGUUAAUUCAACGAUAUUGCCCACGUGUAGCACGUUUCUUAGUACGAAUUUUAAAGACAUGUUCAGCUCUUUUAAUUCUUUUUAUCGUUAUUUUUGCAAUUUUGACAAAUUUAUACCUAUUUAAAUUAUUUACAUGGGAGAUAGUUGUAGCUGGCUUGUUAUUGCCAUGGUUGGGUUACUUCGUUGGAUGGUUAGCAGCAUUGCUAUGCCGACAGGAGUAUGAAGAUCGUUUGGCCAUCUCCAUUGAGGCUGGCAUUCAAAAUACAGGAAUUGCAAUUUUUGUUCUUCGUAAUGCAUUGAAUCAACCGGAAGCCGAUUUGACCACCGUUAUUCCCGUCUCUGUCGCUAUAAUGACACCAUUUCCGUUAAUUGCAUUUUAUCUGUGUCUCAAGUGUCGUGAAUGGAUUUAUCGUCGACGUUCGCGUGAAUUUCCAGCCGAGAUAAAGGAAUGCAUACAAUCACAAGAGAGCGGAGUUUAUUAGAAAGUACAACACAAAAUAUAGAAAAUAAUUAUCAUAUCAUGGUUGCGGUAUAUUUUAGAUAGAAGUUUUAUUUAUUUGUUUAUUUUGGUUGCACCGACGGUUUUAUAUUAUAUGUGAUUGAAGAGACAAUGUAAAAGCCUAAACAGCAUCCGCAGAGACUGAUCAGUUAGCCUUUUACAGUGUUUACAUACCGAUACAUCGCAUCUUUGGGAGAUUUUUUUUAUUUCGAUUUCGUUUUUUUUUUUUAAAUAUAAAAUAAAUUAGGGAAACUCAGAUGAAUGUUGCUCAUACAGGUUGUUGAAAAGUUUAUUGUUUUAAUUUGUAUCAUAUAUUGUUACUUAGUGCAUUUUAAGUAAACAAAGCAGAAAAAAGACCAACCAGCAUAUUUAGGAGCUUCCGUAGAAUCAAUAAUCAUUGUGAUGAAUUGUUACAAAAAAGAAACAGAAAUUGAUAUAAAAAAGAGAGGAACAUAUAUUUUUUUAAGAGAAAUAUUUGAAUAAACAAAAAAAAAAUUGUGAAUGAACUUAUA
Contarinia nasturtii (swede midge) is the source of this 2197-nucleotide messenger RNA. RefSeq names its product ileal sodium/bile acid cotransporter-like. Bases 280 to 1668 code for a protein of 462 amino acids. The transcript is spliced from 7 exons. Gene Ontology annotation, cellular component: membrane. NCBI's taxonomy places the organism in Eukaryota, Metazoa, Arthropoda, Insecta, Diptera, Cecidomyiidae. The record is from RefSeq and is a predicted model, not a curated record.